Messenger RNA from Beta vulgaris subsp. vulgaris (sugar beet), 4176 nucleotides. RefSeq lists its product as hypothetical. The record is from RefSeq and is a predicted model, not a curated record. The transcript has 9 exons. Bases 545 to 3943 code for a protein of 1132 amino acids. Gene Ontology annotation, molecular function: metal ion binding. Lineage: Eukaryota; Viridiplantae; Streptophyta; Magnoliopsida; Caryophyllales; Amaranthaceae.
UUCUUUCAUAAUUAGCCCAUUUUUGAUUUUUCUCAUUUCUCUCCUCAUUCAAUUCUUUCAUCAUCUUUGACUUGUACUUCUACUUGGGCGGACGCGACCACAACUUAAAUUCUCUCUCCUUUCGGACAAUAAAAAGUUAAAAAAAAACAAGAAAACAUUCUCUCUCCUCAACCUCACCGGAGCUUAACCGCCGGCAAAUUCGCCGGUUUUUCUCUCUCCUCGAACUCCUAAACUUCUCCACCUUUUCAUAACAAAUUCCGCGACUUUUGCUUUUUCUCGGUUAUCGAGAAAAAAAAUCUCAAAGGUUGCCUCGGAAUUUGUAAGAUUGAUCUACUGUGGGAAGUGUAAUUGAAGGGUUUUUUUUUUUAAGGAAUUAGAAGAAUUUAGAUCUAGGGUUUUUAAUUUGGGGUAAUUUUUCUUAGGAGAGAGAAAUUUUAGACAGUUAUUGUGUUGGGUGAAUGGUCAAGGGGGUAAGUGAAGAGGAUGAAAGGCAGUGAUGUCAGAGAUCGGAGAGGCAGGCGAUUAACUGAAUUUCUCACAUGGAAUGGCAGAUCUUGUUAAGUAUGGUAAUGCCGAUCGUGACAUUGAGCAGGCAUUGAUUGCUUUAAAGAAGGGUGCUCAGUUACUUAAAUAUGGUCGUAAAGGAAAGCCAAAAUUUUGCCCAUUUAGACUUUCUAGUGAUGAAACAACUUUGAUUUGGCUGUCUAGUGGCCGUGAGAAAAGCAUAAAGCUAGCUUCUGUCUCAAGAAUUAUUCCUGGACAGAGAACUGCUGUUUUCAAGAGGUUUCUGCGUCCGGACAAGGAUUAUUUAUCAUUUUCUCUUCUAUACAACAAUGCAAAACGGUCUCUUGAUCUGAUCUGCAAAGAGAAAGUUGAGGCUGAGGUGUGGAUUGCUGGUCUCACAGCACUCAUAUCUGCGGGUAAAGGUGGGCGCUCAAAAAUUGACGGACGGAAUGAGGAAGUCCUUUCCUUUCAUGACAACAAAGAUCUGAUAUCAAGUAGUCCAAGUGACAGUUCUCUUACUUUAACACGAUAUCUUAGCUCGCCUGAGGACUCUCUUAGUUUUCAUGAUCCUAAGCAUAAUCAGUUUGUCAACUUUAUGUCUUCUGAGAAAUCUCAUGUAGCUUCCGAGAACAGAAAUAUGCAAGCUAAAGGAUCUGCUUCAGAUGUUUUCCGGGUUAGUGUUUCUAGUGCUCCCAGCACCUCUAGUCAUGGAUCUGCAGGCGAUGAUUGUGAUGCACUUGGUGAUGUGUACAUUUGGGGUGAGGUCAUAUGUGACAGUUCUUCAGUAGGUGGAGCUGAUAAAAGUGUAAAUUUUGCUACCACACGAGCGGAUUUUCUUCUUCCCAAGCCAUUAGAGUCUAAUGUUGUUCUAGAUGUACACCUCAUAGCUUGUGGUGUCCGGCAUGCUGCUCUUGUCACAAGGCAAGGUGAAGUUUUCACUUGGGGUGAGGAAUCUGGAGGUAGGCUGGGUCAUGGUGUGGGAAAGGAUGUUCUUCAACCUCGUCUAGUUGAAUCUUUAGUUGCCUAUAAUGUUGAUUUUGUUGCAUGUGGUGAGUUUCAUAGUUGUGCUGUAACAAUGUCUGGUGAGUUGUACACUUGGGGUGAUGGCACUCAUAACGCGGGGCUCCUUGGUAAUGGCACUGAAGUUAGUCACUGGAUACCAAAGAGAAUUGCUGGACCUCUUGAAGGGCUCCAAGUGGCUUCUGUAACUUGUGGUCCAUGGCAUACUGCUCUAAUAACAUCAACUGGGCAGCUCUUCACAUUUGGCGAUGGAACAUUUGGUGUCUUGGGCCAUGGAGACCGCGAAAAUGUUUCUUAUCCAAGGGAGGUGGAAUCUCUAUCUGGUUUAAGGACAAUUGCUGCUGCAUGUGGGGUGUGGCAUACUGCAGCUGUGGUUGAAGUUAUUGCAACUCAAUCCAAUUCCAGCAUUUCAUCUGGAAAACUAUUUACUUGGGGUGAUGGUGAUAAAAAUCGUCUUGGUCAAGGUGAUAAGGAUCCCCGGUUGAAACCAACAUGUGUGCCAUCACUUAUUGAAUACAAUUUUCAUAAAGUUGCUUGUGGGCACAGUUUGACUGUUGGGUUGACUACAGUGGGUCAUGUUUUUACGAUGGGGAGUACAGUUUAUGGUCAGCUCGGGAAUCCUUUCUCUGAUGGGAAACUACCUUGUUUGGUGGAAGAUAGACUUGGUAAUGAAACCGUUGAAGAGAUUGCCUGUGGUGCAUAUCAUGUGGCAGUGCUAACUUCCAGAAACGAGGUUUAUACAUGGGGAAAGGGAGCAAAUGGGAGGUUAGGCCAUGGAGACAUCGAGGACCGAAAAACGCCGACCUUGGUAGAGGCGCUCAAGGACAGACAUGUUAAAUAUAUUACUUGUGGUUCUACUUACUCAGCAGCUAUAUGUCUUCACAAAUGGGUAUCUGGUGCUGAGCAGUCUCAGUGCUCCUCUUGUAGGCAGGCUUUUGGAUUUACUCGAAAAAGACAUAACUGCUACAAUUGUGGACUUGUACACUGUCAUUCAUGUAGUUCAAAGAAAGCAUUUAGGGCAGCUCUUGCUCCAAAUCCUAGCAAACCUUACCGCGUAUGUGAUUCUUGUUUCACCAAACUGAGUAAAGUUUUGGAAGGUGGGAGCAAUAGAGGGAAAAGUUCUGGGCCUCGGCUCUCAGGUGAAAACAAAGAUAAGUUGGAUAAAGCAGAAUUAAGAUUGUCCAAGUCAAUGCUACCUUCUAAUAUGGAUUUAAUCAAGCAGUUAGAUACUAAAGCUGCCAAGCAAGGCAAGAAAGCUGAGACAUUUUCACUGAUACAGACUUCCCAAACACCUUCCUUGUUACAGCUGAAAGAUGUCGUUUUAUCUGGUAGUGUUGAUGUAAAGCACACAAUACCAAGGCCGAUUGCCACGUCAACAGCUGCUACUUCCAUUUCCAGACCCGUGUCACCCUUCUCACGUAAGCCAAGUCCUCCGCGUUCAGCAACUCCAGUUCCUACCACUUCUGGCUUGUCUUUCUCUAAAAGUAUCGCUGACAGUGUCAAGAAGACUAAUGAACUCUUAAAUCAAGAAGUUAUUAAAUUGCGGGCACAGGUUGAGAGCCUGCAGCAGCGAUGUGAACUUCAAGAGUUAGAGCUCCAGAAAUCGGCAAAAAGAACUCAAGAAGCUAUGUCGCUUGCUUCAGAAGAAUCUGCAAAAACCAAAGCUGCAAAAGAAGUAAUAAAGUCUCUUACUGCACAGCUUAAAGAUAUGGCUGAGAGGUUGCCACCAGGGGCUUAUGAUCCUGAGAACAUAAAGAUACCACAACUACCAAAUGGCUUGGAGCCAAAUGGUAUAAAUAUUGCUGACGCAACUGAAGAGAUUGCUUUGAGAACCGAUCCUGCAAAUGGUUCGUACAUUGCCUCGUUAACUGGAGUUGGUUCCUCCACGAUAAAUGGAACUCAAGGACCUCUACAAUCGUCGAGGGAAUCAUAUAUGCUCAAUGAAAACAGUUACCAGCAGAAUGAGGGUUUUGCAACCUCAAAGGUUAGAGAGGAUCAGCUACUUGCCAAAUUGUCAAAUGCUGCUGGAGGUCUCCAGGCAUGCAGCAGCAAUGUGUCUGAUGCUUCUGAUGCUCGGAUGUCUGCGUCAUCUCAAGAUGGCCACAAUAGUAUUAGGCCAAAAAGUCCAGUACCAUCAGUAGGUAAUAAUAAUAGUCAAGUAGAAGCAGAGUGGAUUGAACAGUACGAACCUGGUGUCUAUAUCACUCUGGUUGCCCUUCGAGAUGGAACUAGGGAUCUCAAAAGAGUGCGCUUCAGCCGAAGAAGAUUUGGAGAGCACCAGGCGGAAACAUGGUGGUCGGAGAAUCGUGAAAAGGUGUAUGAGAGGUACAAUGUUCGCGGGUCUGACAAGGUAUCUGUUUCCGGGCAAACAGCGAGAAGAUCAGAAGGAGCCAUGUCUCCUGCAUCCUCUUAUAACUAGCAGAUGACUGUAGGUAGGUGGUGACCCUGUAAAUUAUUGGGGAAGGCUAUUGGAAAGAAUUGGAUAUGAUGUUGAUAGAGUAAUCACAUUCUUCUACCCCUACUUUCAGAAUUUUGUUUUUCUUCACUUUAUUUAGGGGAUAAGAAACACCUUUUGACCCGUUCAUUGUCAUUCUAGUGUAUAUAAAUUAUUCAUUGCGAGAAUAUGGGAAAGUAUGAGUUUAGUUUAGUUUA